Molecule: messenger RNA, 5868 nt
Organism: Bacillus rossius redtenbacheri
Lineage: Eukaryota; Metazoa; Arthropoda; Insecta; Phasmatodea; Bacillidae
Gene: iav
Product: transient receptor potential cation channel subfamily V member 4
Exons: 18
Coding region: 149-3340 (1063 amino acids)
Biological process (GO): calcium ion import across plasma membrane
Cellular component (GO): plasma membrane
Molecular function (GO): calcium channel activity; protein binding
Source: RefSeq, a predicted model, not a curated record
AUGUUUAUCGAUUAGAAAAAGGCGGUAAAGUUAUAUUAACUAAAAGUAGCACAUUCGUCUUAAAAAGUAAAAUUUUGAGUGUUGAAGUAUUUUGUAUUGGGAUUACGUAGGAACUCCUGCCGCAUGUGCCCCUGAACAUGAGGCUCCCAUGGGCAACUCGUGCUGUGGGGCCAAGAAGGCGAAGCAGGAGGGCGGGGGCUCCAUCCUAGACCGCGUCAUCUCGCAGGCCUCCAACCAGGACGACUGCCUGCUGUACAGGCUGGCCAACUACAAGAACGGCGGGGAGCUGAUAGACGCGUACCACGCGGGCGGGCAGGCGGAGGUGGAGAAGCUCAUUAAGGAGCAGUUUGGCGUGCUGAUGUACCGGGAGGGCAGCGGCCAGGUCAUCAACCGAGCCGAGUACCUGCGCUGGAAGUUCCGUAACCAGGACCAGGUGGUGCUGCCGAUAGAGGCGUCGCUCAGCCCGCACGACCCGCUGGCCAAGUGGAGCGACCACGAGGCCUGCUGGCAGAUGCAGUACCGCGGCUCCCUGGGCGAGACGCUGCUGCACGUGCUCAUCAUCUGCGACACCAAGCUGCACACCCGGCUGGCGCGCACCCUCAUCAAGUGCUUCCCCAAGCUGGCGCUGGACGUCGUGGAAGGGGAGGAGUACCUGGGUGCGGGCGGACUGCACCUCGCCAUCGCCUACAACAACAACGAGCUGGUACAGGACCUGGUGGAGGCAGGAGCCAACGUGGCGCAGAGGGCCAUUGGCAGCUUCUUCCUGCCGCGGGACCAGCAGCGCCCCCAGCCCAGCAGGCACACGGACUACGAGGGGCUGGCCUACCUGGGGGAGUUCCCGCUGGCCUGGGCCGCCUGCUGCGCCAACGAGAGCGUCUACAACCUGCUGCUGGACAACAGCGCUGACCCCGACGCCCGGGACACCUUCGGGAACAUGAUCCUGCACAUGGUGGUGGUCUGCGACAAGCUGGACAUGUUCGGGUACGCGCUGCGCCACCCCAAGGUGCCCGCCAGCAACGGCAUAACCAACAGGAGCGGGCUGACGCCCCUCACGCUCGCGUGCAAGCUGGGGCGCGCCGAGGUGUUCCGAGAGAUGCUGGAGCUGAGCGCUCGCGAGUUCUGGCGCUACAGCAACAUCACCUGCUCCGCCUAUCCGCUCAACGCACUCGACACCUUGCUGCCCGACGGCCGUACCAACUGGAACUCGGCGCUGUUCAUCAUCCUGAACGGAACCAAGGAGGAGCACCUGGACAUGCUCGACGGAGGAAUCAUCCAGAGGCUGCUGGAGGAGAAGUGGAAAACAUUUGCACGGAGGCAGUUCCUGAAGAGGCUGGCGAUCCUGGUGUUGCACCUGCUGCUGCUCAGCACGGCCAUCUACAUGCGGCCCGCGGAGCAGGACGAGCCGCUGCUGGGCGGCCGCGAGUGGCACGACAUAGCGCGCUACUGCGCCGAGGCCGGCACCGUGUGCGGGGUGCUGUCCUACGUGCUGCUGCAGCAGGGAGGCGAGAUCCACAACCAGGGCCUCAGCAGCUUCCUCAAGCAGCUGAGCCACGACCCCGCCAAGGCCAUCUUCCUGGUGUCGAACCUGCUGAUCCUGGUGUGCAUCCCGUGCCGCCUGACGGGCGACAAGCGCUCCGAGGAGGCCAUCCUGCUGUUCGCAGUGCCCGGGUCCUGGUUCCUCUUCAUGUUCUUCGCCGGGGCCAUCCGGCUGACGGGCCCCUUCGUGACGAUGGUGUACUCGAUGAUCACCGGGGACAUGCUGACGUUCGGCAUCAUCUACAUGGUGGUGCUGUUCGGCUUCUCGCAGACCUUCUACUUCCUGUACAAGGGCCACCCGGGGGUGGCCGCCUCCCUCUACCACUCCUACCCCACCACCUGGAUGGCCCUCUUCCAGAUUACGCUCGGCGACUACAGCUACUCGGACCUGAGCCACACGACCUACCCCAACCUGUGCAAGACGGUGUUCGCCAUAUUCAUGGUGUUUGUGCCGAUCCUGCUGCUCAACAUGCUCAUAGCCAUGAUGGGGAACACGUACGCCCACGUCAUAGAGCAGAGCGAGAAGGAGUGGAUGAAACAGUGGGCCAAGAUCGUGGUGACGCUGGAGCGCGCGGUGAACCAGGCCGACGCACACCGCUACCUGCAGGAGUACAGCAUCAGCCUGGGCCCGGCGGGAGACGACCCCAGCGUCGAGCAGCGCGGCGUCAUGGUCAUCAAGAGCAAGAGCAAGACGCGCGCCAAGCAGAGGAAGGGUGCCGUCGCCAACUGGAAGCGUGUCGGCAAGGUGACGAUCCGGGAGCUGCACAAGCGCAACAUGACGGGAGAACAGCUGCGCCGCCUCAUGUGGGACCGCGCCUCCAUCUCGACGCCUGUCCGGGUCCCCGACAGCCCAGAGCCGGGCGCAGAGCAGGACGCUGGCUUCGGAGACAACCUGAUGGCAGCGCUGGACGUGAUGGCCUUCACCCACGACAUCGACCUCUCCUCCGCCGCGGCUGGCGCCCUGCAGGAGGACUCCGUCCCGGGCCAGGCCAGCAUGCCCGCGCCUCCGGCCGUCCCUGCCGCGCCGCCCACUGCCGCGAUGCCGCCCGCCGCCGGCAGAGCAGCGGGCGCGACGGCUCGGCCGAGGGCGGAGGCGAGCGCCCCGCCGCCCCUGUACCCCGCCCUGCCGCCCCGGGGGGAGGUGGACGACCCCCUGAGGCAGCUGGUGCUGCUGUCGGAGCUGCCGCACAUGGAGCAGCAGUUGGCAGCCCUGGCGGGCCUGGCGGCGCAGGCCGACAGCCUGGAGGCGGUCUCGCCCCGCGAGCAGCACCGCUACUGCUGCCUCUCGCUGUCCGAGGAGACGCGGCUGCAGCUGGCCAAGGCCGACGCGCUGCUGCAGCCCAGCGACAGCGACGCCUUCGGAGAUGGGCCGCUGCUGGGGCGGGGCUCGCGCUCUCGCCGGGCCCGGGCCUCCAGGCGGGGCGGCGACCCCGACAGAGAUGCUCUGCUCUUCUGCCACCACAAGGAGCUCAGCUCCAGCAGCUCGUCCGACUCCGGGCUGGCCAACCCUGGUUUCGCCCCCUCCCCGCCGGCCCGGGCGGAGUUGCAGCCUGAGAAGACGAGGAGCCAGCCGCCCCACGAACGCAGCGACAAGCAGCCUUCGGCACGCGACAAGCCCCGCCCCAAGACUGCCCGCAUCAACAGGGUGGGGCCCAGCGGGGAGGUGCCCCUGAGACGAGGCACGUCCGCGGCCGCUGUCCCGAGCGUGCGCCCCCCGCCCUCUCCCCCGGACCCCUUGGACGCCUGGAGCACCCGCCCCAUCGCCAACAUGAACACCCUCCUGUCCGACGAAGAGAGCAUGUAGCGAUGCUCGUGUAUCGGCUACUGCUGCUGCUUGGUGUACGCGCCACAGAGCAUUAGGAGUUGUAUCCCAAGUCUCAAAGCCCUGUUGAAGUACUAUUAGCGUUUAGGAGCAAGCAUGCCAACCAACACCGCAAGCUUCCAACAUUGAGUCAUAGGUCACUUCUUAACUUGACCACAGAAAUUCUACCAAUAACUACGAUAUGCCAGUAAUACUUUCACUGUAUGCAGGUAGAAGAUUCGGGCACAAAUCCUAUAUCUAGAUUUCUUUCUCAGAUGAAGCAAGAAUAUACAUAUAUUUGUCAUGCUCACAGCAUACAGAAAUAGCGAUGAGCUUUUUGGAUAAAAACCAAUACCAAUCCAGUUAAAGUUUCAAUUCUUAAACAGUUCAGAUUACCAAUUCAAAUCUGAUCCAUUUUUGUUGUUAAUAAUAACAGUGUAAGUCUUUAGAUAUUUAAUAUUUAUAAGUAAUGAGUCAUUACCUACCUUAAUGUAAUUAGUUAUGAUAAGGAUUUUUGGUAGAUGACAUAAAGUAUUUUAUUGCAUAAAGUUUGUGCACAGCACAAUACACAUUAUACCUUUUAUUAAUGAAUGAACACAACAUUCAAAUAUUGCCUUAAAUUACAGAAGAAUUGGAGUAAAAUAUGCCUAUGGAACUAUAGUUAGGUAAAUAGAAAUAUGGGCAACACCCGAAUGUAUGAAAUUGUACUUUAUUCAUGCGUAUUGUUUUUAAGUGUCUGUUUGAAACAAUUUUAUUGGAAAUCCAGAAAAUUGGAAAUAUACUGCCCAAUUCCGAUACUUUAAACUACUAAACCCGUACAUCACUAUACAAAUAUGUAUAGUGCACAUUGCAUCCUGAACCCUGAGGUUAUGUGAAGUACCUGCUAAGUGUGCAGAAUGAAAUUUGGUAACAUGGCCCAGACUUGCUCAGCCACUUUCGUGGAACUCGCAGCGGACACGUUAUAAAAAUUAUAUUUUUGGUGCAGUACUUUGCAGUCAGUAUGUACAUAAUGAUCUAAAAAAAGUUUGUAAAUUCUAUACUGCCUGGACAUGCAUAUACUACAGGACUCAUUAAAAUGCAAUUUCCUGCUCUGUGUGGGUUUUUUUAAAACUGAUUGACUGUUCUGAAAUGAAAAUCGUAUUUUCUAGCAUACAGGAUGGCGUAAUGAAACGAGUAAUGAAAAUUGCAAAGUUGAUUGGCAUCUUCUUAAACGACUUCAUGUGCGAUGCGAGGCCUCUGUGUUUGCGCAGGAUGUGUGUAGUGCUAGAAUUUAUCUCGGGUCAGAGCAGAUGUGGGCCGUGGUUUCUAAGAAGAUUGCUGUGUUCCUGUGGUUUGUUAAGAGAAGGUAAAGGCGACAGGACAGCACAGUAUUUGACGUGUAAAAUAAAACUGUGGUUUUUGGGCGAAUGGAUCUGCUUGCUGGGUUUCAGCUGCUGACUUGUUUAUCAGGCUCUAGCCAGAGGCUAGGUAGUUGUCAAGUUGGGUUGACGAUGCCACUUCAGGUGAUACAGGGCUUGACAGCCGUGAUCCUGACAGCAUCACGGGCAGAUGUCACCUCUACGAGAUACAUAGCUUUUGACGACAAUGUAUUCUGACUGUGGAAUCGCAGCAGCACAAUAGGACAUGUAACAGCUUUAAGUUAAUUCAUCGUGCGUAAAACCCCCGUCUCAUAUACCAGAAAAUACAGAGUUAUUGUAGGAGAUGAAUGUAUCAACUAUACUAUUAUAGAAGUAUGAUUCCACUUCAGAAAAAUGUCUAGAUUUCAAUAUUGUAGCAUUGGAUAUAUGAUUUACACAUUGUAAAAGUGCAAUAUAAUGAGUCACCAUCUCAUUCAAAGUUUAUGCUUGCCUAAUGUUUUUAAAAAGCAUCUCUAUUAUUUAUAUAUAUAUGUAUAUAUUUAUGCAUGCUUUGUGAAUUUGAAAUCUCUUCUUGCAAUUUCUUAAGGAGCUUGUAAAGAUGGGUAAUUCUCACAGCUACAAUGUUUGAAAAAAUUCACACAAUAUCAUAAAGUCUAAAUACAAUCUAACUUCAUAUGAUAGCAAUGUUAAACAUAUACAGAAAUAACACAUUGCAUAAGUUGUUCAUCUGAAGUAAAAUCUCAGAACUGUAAAAUUGUUAAAAGGUGUUGGAUAUUUUGCAUACUUAUAUUAUCUCCAUCAUAAAUUAAUUGUGUACGAAUACAGAACGUUUUUUUUGAAUUUUUGGUCUAAAUUGUAACAAAAUAGCAGGGUUUUUUUUAUUAUAAAGAAUUUCACAUUCUACACAUUUUAUGUAACAUCUAAAUAAAUCAAUUGAAAAAUGUUUGAAAACACUGUUAUCAUUGUGCACCUGUUGUUAAUUAGAAUGUAAAUAUAAUUUUAAAUAAUUAUGUAUAUGUUACAAAAUAAAUCUACUGCAUUUGGGUUAUGUCUUGUAUCACAUAAUUUAAGAAGAUUCACAUAUAGAACAAAGUAAACCUGUAUCCUAGAAUGAAAGACAUUGAUCUUUAGAGGUGAAUGUAACAAUACCUACAUUGUUCCUUCAACGACACA